AAGAAAAUUUCGAAACCGACCCAAAUAUCUGAUCGAUGAUUCUCCACUUUUUCUCCAUUGUCACCCUAUCUUUUUCUUUGCUUAGCGAUGCCAAUCCACCACACCACCACCUAAAAGCCUUCAAACCACUAUAUAAGAAUGCCACGUUUGGCUCAAUCUCACAUCAAAAACCACAUCAAAAACCUCAUCAAUACCACAUCCUUUGCUUUCUUUUCCCUUCAGAUUUCAACCCAUUUGGCAUUGUCUCGUAAUGGAUAGGGUGAACAAGAUGGUUUCAGAAAGACCAGUGGUGAUCUUCAGCAAGAGCUCUUGCUGCAUGAGCCACACCAUCAAGACCCUCUUCUGUGACUUUGGAGUGAAUCCAUUGGUUCACGAGCUUGAUGAGAUACCAAGAGGCAGAGACAUUGAGCAAGCUCUUUCAAGGCUAGGUUGCAGUCCCUCUGUGCCUGCUGUGUUCAUUGGUGGUGAGCUUGUUGGUGGAGCCAAUGAAGUCAUGAGUCUUCACCUUGAUCGCUCCUUGAUUCCAAUGCUCAAAAAAGCAGGAGCUCUUUGGGUUUGAUCAACGAUAUUAUGCAUUUGAUCUUCACCCUACUCAUCACUCGUCAUCAUGCACACUCUAAUAAACAUCUUUUCGCUAUUAUAUAUAACUAUAUAUAUAUGUAUCUAAUCAUGCCAUUACAUAGGUAGGGGCAGGAUAUAUAUGUAAUCAACAAGCUAUAUAUCCAUGCAUGCAUCUGCUAUUAUUAAUUAGUAUAGAGUUAUCGCACCAGCUAUGUAAUAAUAAGGCUAACUUAACUCAUGCAGCUCUGGUUUAGCCUUUUUUUGAUGGCUUAGAUGUAAUCUUAUCUUUUUGAUAUAUAUUUAUAUAUAUUGUUCUUAUAAA
Messenger RNA from Vigna umbellata (rice bean), 883 nucleotides. RefSeq names its product monothiol glutaredoxin-S2-like. NCBI's taxonomy places the organism in Eukaryota, Viridiplantae, Streptophyta, Magnoliopsida, Fabales, Fabaceae. The record is from RefSeq and is a predicted model, not a curated record.